UAACGAUAAAGAAAGUUAUGUAUCUGCAGCUGACAAACAGCUUGCCGCUCUCAUCCACACGGUCUCCCACGCGCACACAUUCGCACACACAGACAGACACACAGACUCACACGCAAUUGCGACACGAAAACACAUUCGCAGCCAUGCACACGAGAAACCCUGCAGGCAGAAACUCCCAACAAACAGAAGCUUGUCGUCGUCCGUGGAUUCCACACACAUAACAUACGCAAGUAAGGUGUGUAUGGUAGGGCACAUACAUGCAGAUGCACUGAUAUAUAAGAGAUAGAUGCACACACACGAGAAUAAAGGUAGGUGGAUAAAGGAGGACUCACUCACCGAGGUCCUCUCAAUUGGCUGGCUGUAAAAAUGCCAUAUAUAUAUGAUGCACACGUACGUCUACACAGCCACUGACUUAACUGGGGGUCGGUGGGAGGGGUGACGACACGCACACACAACACAUCACAUUCAAAGAGGGAGGGAUACGGAAGGCGAGAAAAAUGAUGAAUGAUACACACACCGAUGGAUGCAUCACACACUCAGUCAGGACGGGAGGACUUUUCUCGCUCACGCGUGCCCUUCUCACUUACAGACAGACACCAUCCCACCAUCCCAUCAUCAUAAAGCACCCCAUCAGCCAUGAAGCGCAACCGACGCCCUCGCUGUCUGUCAUGGUCUGUCAGCACCCCGCUGGCCGUCCUGCGGUGUCUCCUGACCACUUGUCGAUGUCCUCGUUGUGCCAUUUCUCUACCCACCUGUGCCCGCCGAUGCCGCCCACGCCCCAUCGGUCGCCCCAGUUGUUGCCCCACCGGUCGCCCUGCGCGUUGGAUGCCCACUUGGAGGUCCACUUCUCGCCUGCACAACCAGCCAGCAAGGGGACCAGACCACGUGUGUGGCGGUGGGUAUGUGUGUGGGUAUGGGUGUGGGUGUGGGUGUAGUUGUGUACUGUACCAGCUCCAUCGAGUGAGAUGUCUUCGCCCCACUCUUCCUCCCACUGGUCGCCGCUGGCCCGUCGGCCCGUCUUCUUGGCGCGCUUCUUGUUCUCGUUCUCCUCCAGCCACGUCUCCAACCACGCAUCGCCCUGAGAUCAAUCAAAGUGACAGACACACAGGGCUGAUGGCUGAUGGAUGGCGGGGCGAUAUGAUAGGACUGACUGACCUGUGCGUUGUGUCCCUUCUUUUCUGCGAACUUGACGAGGCCCUUCUGCGUGAGCUGCUCGGACCACUGCUCCUCCCACGCGUCGCCACGACUGAUGGAUGGAGGGAGGGAUGGAUGGAUGGAUGGAACGACGAACCAUCAAAAGGAAGCAAGACAAGACAGUGGAUUUUCAUGGCCUGCAGGGGCAAUCACCACAGCGGUACGGUACACUUACGCGUUCUGUCCGGUCUUUUGUGCCAUCUUGUGUCCAGGCUUCUCGUUCCAUUUCUGCAAGCCGGCCAGCCACAAACAUACACACACAGAGAACCCCACAUCGAUGCAUCAGACGCUCGUGUGUUGGCCCUCCUCCCUCCCUCCCUCCCUGACUCCCUCCCUGUCUUGUCUGUCUGGCUGACCUCCAUCCACUUGUCGCCGCUCCCAGCGUUGUAUCCCUCCUUGAAGGCCCACUUCUCGCUCUGGUCGGCGCACUCACCGAACCGAUCGGCGAACCAAUUCGUCACCUCACGGCCGCCGAACUCGCCAGCCCUGAGAGGGAGGGUGACAGACACAGUGACAGACACAUGUGCUGUGUUGCGUUGCGCAGCGUAUGUGGACACGUGACGUACCUCCAUGCGGUGCCCUCUUUGAUGGUCUUGGUGUUGCCCGCGCCGUCGUCGUCCCACUUCUCUGUCCACUCCUCACCCUCACCGCCACCCUGGACAAAGACAGAGAAAAGACACAUUGGUGAAAGAAGGUGACUCUCCACUCAUAGAUCGAGAUCGAACUGCCUGCCUUUGGUCUCACCUCAGCCCUGCCCCAUUUCUGGAACCAUCGCUUGCCGCCCUCGUUGCCCCACGUCUCGCCCCAAGAGUGAGCCUGUGAGCGACGAGUGACAAAACAAACCGACCGAGUCGCAUCUGAUCUGCCUCGCUGGCUGACGGCCUGGUCUGCCUACCUUUCCGUCAUCGCCCUGGACGGUCCAGUGCUUGUCGACCCACUCGCCGUCCCCGGCCGGCCCCGCCCCCCACCUCUCGCCCCAUUGGGUGCCGUCGACUCGGCUGCCGAACUUCUCGCCCUCCUUGCUGCCGUCAGCGCGGGUCUCCCAGCGGUCCACCUGCUUCUCCAGGCCGUUGUCGUACCACCUCUCCUCCUUGGAACGACUCUCACGCACAUCCUCGAACCUAUGAGUGGGUGUGACGCACACAACAGCCGAAUUUACCGCCCUGGUAGGUCUCUCUCUCUCUGUGUGCGGUGGUCAGGACUCUUACGUACUUUUUGUCGCCCCAGCUGUUGCCCGACCCCUCCCUCCACCACUUGUCCCAGUGGCGCACCCGGAGCUUCAGUAUCUCGCGGUGCUCGUCGGUGGUGCUGGCAGAUGCAGCCUCACCCUCACUGUCGGCGGGCUUGGCGAUGCGGCCCGUCAGGCAGACGUCGGGCUUCCACGCUGUGGGGCGGGGCAGCACCUCGGUCUCGGUGCUGCUGCUGGUGGUUGUGGUGGUGGGGAGGUCGUCCCACUUUGGCUCGAAGGACUCGCCCCAUCUCUCCCCCCACGACAUGGAGUCGCUGUAACGGUGGCCGCUCUUCUCACCGUUCUUGACCUGAACAGACAGACAGACAGACAGCAAGGAUAAUCCAAGCAUGGGUGUCCUUCUGGCUCGCUUCUCUUCUUACGAUCUCUUUUGCGGUGCCCUUGAUGACGAGUCGUUUCUCUCCGUUUUGGAGUGCGGCGAUGACGGCCUUGCUGUCGUCUGCAUGCGCUGCGGCGGCGGAUGUGGUCGUGUAGACCAUGUCUUCCUCGAUGGCUGAUGGCGGGCCGUCGGGGGUGUCGAAGGCCGUACACGUCUCCCACUUGUCGAUGACCUUCUCGGUGCCGUUGUCGUACCACUUCUCGCGAUACUCCUGAAACAAACACACACCAGCACACAGCGUGUGCUUGUCGUCAUCCCACACCUUAUUGAUUUGCCUGGGUAUUGCCCCACCUACCUGUGACUUGGUGACCUUGCAUAUGGAGUCGAUGUGGUCGUCUGUGGCGGCACCGGCGCCCCUGGCGCCGCGCACAUCGAGGUGGUGGACGUCGACGGCCUUUUCGCCCCAGCUGCCGCCGUCGGGGUGCGACCACCACUUGUCGAGGAAGUACUUCUCGCGGCCGUCCUCCGCUGUCCGCUCCCACUUCUCGUUGUACUGCGUGCCGUCGUGACUCGUGCCGGCCUUCUCACCCCAUCUGAUACAUGAGCCAGCCACACACGUCGCACUAUGGGUGAUGGAUGGUGUUUGGUUUGUACCGGUGUCUUGAGUCAGCGGUUUCCGCCCACUUGUCGACCUCUCUGUCGCCGUCCCUCUCGACCCAUCUCUCGUGCCACUUUUCGCCCAGUGUGUUGCGGCCCUUCUUCUCGCCGCACUUGGUGCCGUCGGCGUUGUCGCGCCACCGGUCGGUCCACUCGUCCAGCACAUUGCCGCUGCCGUUCACCUCACGGAACCACACCUCGUUGAAUGACGUACCCUCGGCAUCUGACGAUAGAGAGACAUGGACGUGUGUUGUGGCAAAUGCUGUCCUUGCCAUUGGUUCGUGUGUAUUCACCUCUCCUGGUUCGUUUGCCCCGUCGCAGGUUGCCUUGGCGCUCCUCGAACUCGCCCUGGAAGCUGGUCUCGAUCAGGCCGUGCUCGUCACUCUCGAAGCUGUCGACCUUCUCCUUCUCAAACGAUGUGCCCUCCUGAUGGACAGGCACGUGAGGGGAAAGGACAUGACCCCUCAGGCCUCCCCCUUGUGUGUCGGUGUUUGUUGUGGGUGGUGUGGUACCUACCUGCCACUGUCUGCCGGUGAGUUCGCACUGCCCCCGCUUGCGGAUGGCCUGAGUGAUGGGGAUGUGCUUGGUGGUGUGUCCGUCCUCGGCGAUGACGGACAUGAGUGUCUCCUCGAUCUCCUCCUCCCAGGCCUCGAUGACCAUACCGUUGCGGUCCACCUUCUGCACGCUCUUGUGGAUCUUGAGCGUCAAGCCGUCCUUCUCCCACUUUUCUGUCCACCUGAGGAAUGACGCACAGUGGCUGGCUGCGGUUUGUUUGUGUUUGUUUGGUGGCUGCAGAGCUCACUUGUGUCCGUUGUCUGCGUUCCAUCCGUUGUUGCGGCCGCUGACGACCGUCCUCUCCGUCCCAUCAUCGUUGCGCACCUUGCUGGACACACAGACACAUCACACACACACACACACACACACACACAAAGCAGAGGGUGACCUUUGGUUGUGUGUUGGCUUGGUGCGGGUGGCUCCUACCGCUGUUGCUGCAUCCACUUCUCUGCCCAUGUGCCAUCGCGUGAGCGCUUCUCGCCCCAUGUCAGACCUGACUCGUUGCUGUCCCACACCUAAACAGACACACACACACACACACAAGCACACACACAGAGUCGUCAACAAAAAGCCAGCCAGCCAGCCAGCCAGACAUCUGACCGCCUCCCGCCCUCUCACCUCGACGUGUGAGUCGUGCUCGUCGACUCGCGCGGUGCUCCUCGGUGCUCUGACACGAAACCGCUCAGGAAUCCUCAGCACAGGCUGGUCUUCACCCGCAGACGACGAGGGGGCAGCCGCAUCCGUCGGUCUCUGGGCGGAGUCUUCAUCGACGGUGACUUCGUUGGUGUCUGCGUUGAUGCGAAGGCGCAGAAUGGGUGUGGGAGUGGCGGACCGCCGGCGGAUGUCGGGCUUGGACGAGUGCUCCACCGACGCACCAUCUCGGGGAGGCUGGGACAGCUGCUGCCGCCGGUUGGCAGACAUGACGACGCUCUACAGGAUCUGCUUGCUGCUUG
Messenger RNA from Vitrella brassicaformis, 4927 nucleotides. The record is from the annotation of a GenBank genome assembly. Lineage: Eukaryota; Vitrellaceae.